Messenger RNA from Ilyonectria robusta, 1215 nucleotides. RefSeq lists its product as uncharacterized. Bases 1 to 1215 code for a protein of 404 amino acids. Gene Ontology annotation, molecular function: dipeptidase activity. The record is from RefSeq and is a predicted model, not a curated record. The transcript has 4 exons. NCBI's taxonomy places the organism in Eukaryota, Fungi, Ascomycota, Sordariomycetes, Hypocreales, Nectriaceae.
AUGCAGGUUUCUACGCAGAAAUUAUACCAUGGAAUAUCCCAAUCGAUCAGCCGACAUGAGCAGGAUCUAGCUUCAAUAUGUGCAAAGGUAACAACCAACCGUUCAGAGUACUUGGCAAUACUGACCGGAAGAUAUAAGGUAAAAAGACAUGCCUAUGGUCUUGAGACAUCAUUUGUCGCCGAGUUUGGCAACGGCGGCAAAUUGGUUGUGUUCAAUGCUGAAUACGACGCCCUCCCCGGUUUAGGCCAUGCCUGUGGACACAAUUUGAUUGCAACGAGCUCCAUUGCCGCAUUCCUCGCAACGGCAGAAGCAAUUCGCAACCAUGGCUUCGAGGGCCGAGUCAGGUUGCUUGGAACGCCAGCCGAAGAAGGCGGCGGCGGCAAAAUUCGCCUGAUUCAAGCUGGGGCUUACGAGGGUGUUGAUGCUUGUCUCAUGGCUCACCCAACGGGUCGCAUAUCCCUCGAAGGAACGCAAGACGUCCACGGCAUCUCUGCAGCCAAGUCGAGUGCUCGCAGACAGGUUCAAGUCAUAUUUCGCGGCCAAAAUGCCCAUGCGGGAAUGAGUCCGUGGCAUGGAAAGAAUGCCUUGGACGCCAUCGUGUCAUCAUACGUUAACAUCUCUCUUCUUCGACAGCAGCUACCUCCCACGGCGCGGGUACAUGGGGUUAUUCGACAAGGAGGUGCAGAGCCGAACAUUAUUCCGGAUUCUACGAGUCUUGAGUACUAUCUAAGAGAUGGCACUACCGAGACAAUCCAAGACCUUUCUAAUAAAGUGGAAGCAUGUUUUGAAGCGGGAGCCAUAGGAACAGGGUGCCAGGUUUCCUGUACUUGGAAGUCAGAUGAGGACUACAUGGAGCUCCGCCCCAACCAAGCUCUCGUGAGCGACUUCACAAGACACAUGAAAGCAUUCGGCAGAACAUAUCUCGACGACGCAGGGCAGCCGCCCAUGGGAGCUUCGACAGACAUGGGAAAUGUCACCUACUGUGUACCCGGUAUCCAUCCCAUGUUUUCCGUCGGAACCAAUGACCCUACCGUUCAACCCCAUACGCCACAAUUCGCUGCUGCUGCAGCUACAAAGGAGGCAUUGGAAAGUGCGCUGGACUGCAGUAAAGGCUUGGCGGCAACAGCCUGCAGCGUGCUGUUGUCUGGGAGCUUGUCAGACGCCGCUUGGGAUGAGUUCCGGAGGGAUGUCCAGCCGAUUACGGGGAGACUUUAG